This is a messenger RNA of Suricata suricatta (meerkat), 3402 nucleotides long. It is a transcript of the gene LUC7L, whose product is annotated as LUC7 like. The record is from RefSeq and is a predicted model, not a curated record. The transcript is spliced from 8 exons. Gene Ontology annotation, biological process: mRNA splice site recognition. The coding region runs from base 2387 to 3370 and encodes 327 amino acids. Gene Ontology annotation, molecular function: mRNA binding. Lineage: Eukaryota; Metazoa; Chordata; Mammalia; Carnivora; Herpestidae. Gene Ontology annotation, cellular component: U2-type prespliceosome; U1 snRNP.
CGAAACUGAGAACCGUGAGUUUGUGCCCUGAGCUGAAGACGCUCAACCGACUGAGCCAUGCAGGCGCCCCGCCCCUAAAAUAAUAUCUUAUGUCCUUAGUUUUACAGAAUAAGCUUUUUAGGGAAAAUAGACUUUUCUCAAAAUACAGAUUUAAGUUAACUUGAUAAUCAGUUUUUAGAUCUCUUUAGUAAGAAGUACAGGUUAACUGAGUGAAAAGUCUCCCUUCUCUAUAUGACCAGCCAUCCAGUAGCUCUCUCUGGAGGUCACGUUCAUCUCUUAAAGGUAGUUGAUUCAGGAUGAACAGAUAGGUUUAUCAGAGAGGCUAAAUGUGCUAUUUCUUGUCAGAAUUGCAAUUUUGAGAAACAGAACCCCUCAGAAGCUUUUUCGCCAGAUGUGGUCAGCGUGCUAACUCCUGCUGGCCCCGGCCUGCUGCUGGCGCUGGCUCGGAGCCUGCCGCCGAGCCCCUGCGCCAGCCGCGCCGCGGGUCUGGGGCCUGCAGCUCCCGGGUGUCCAUCUCGGGGUUGGUUUCUGUUAGAAGAGGAGCACAGAUGUCAUUGUCACAGUUGUAAACCAUUGUUGAUCCAGGAUACGUGCUGAUUUUUCUUUUCCUUAUUUGAGGGAAUGUGUGUGUGAGGGGGGAACAGGGCAGAGGGGGGAGAGCGUUUUAAGUAGGCUGCACACUCAGUGCAGGUCAGUGCAGGACCCGAUGGGCAGCUGGAUCUCCCCGCCCCGGGACCGGGACCUGAGCCAAAAUCAGGAGUCAGAUGCUCAACCCACUGAGCCACCCAGACGCCCCUUGUUCUGCUUUAUUUAGUAACUUACAUUUUUGUGUACCUCACCCAGUGUUUUGUUAAGAGGCUCCAUUGUCGGCAGUAACUCUGUUAGAUAGGCCAGCCAUUUACUGAAGUCUCAUGUUAUUUGCCAGAAUUAAUGGAGGGAACGUCAUCUGGUGCUGACAGAGGGGCCGGACUCCCUGCAGGUGCCCUGUUGGGGGACAGCUGACCACAAACUCAGAACGAAUCUGAAAUUGGCAAGCACUUUGAAGAGAAGAAGCAGUAGAACAAAGCACCAUCUUUUAAAGAAUGUGGCAGUUAAAGGAUGUCUCUGUGGUCUGCCUAUUUUGGGUUGUGAAGUUCACCAUUUAGUUUUUAGCUUAUCAGACAUCUGAGUCUGUACUAAUUCGGGUUCUGCUGAAGCUGCUUUAAUCGGUCACGGCGCUCGUAGGGUUGUCAUAGAUGUCUGUUUCCUGUUUUAGCCCGAUGUCUCAGGUGGAGAUUGCUCUGUUUGGGUGUAUAACAGGUGCGACACCACACACGUGACACCUCCGUGUGGGUGAGCCUGAGGCAUUUCAGGGUGGUCUCCUGGGACCCAUUAUCCCAUGUGAGCAUAGGUGGCGUGUGACUCGUACCAGCUUGCUGGCACUUGGGUCCCUGUCAGCAGAGUCGGUCAGCUCUAUGUCUUUCUGGGACGUAUAGUGCAUGGAGACAAACAAAUACCAAUCAUUUGCUUUCCUGAUUGUUAGAUUCAAAUGUAGCAAAAUAUCAGGGAAUAUUUAGAUGGUCAAGAGAGGAAAGAGGUCCUGAAUUCCAGAAUCAUGGAGUGAAAUUGGGAAUGGGCCUCAGUGGAUGGUUUUGCUUUAACCUUCUCCAGCACCCUGGGUGGGGCCUUGGCACCCAUCACAGAACCUCUUCUCUGUCUCCAUCUACUUCCAAGUAAACAUUUGUUUGGAAAGAGUAUUUAAGAUUUCUGGAGGAGACACUGACGACACCCCCCCGCCCAGGUCGCUCCUCUCCACUCCAGUGUUGCACUCAUCCUUGUGCCGGCCUGCUCUCCCCUGGCCGUCUUUGGGCAGAGGGACAUGGAUUCUUGGUCUGUUGGCCUUUCUUCUGCUUUCUAGGAUCUCUCCCCAAAGUUUGUUCUCCUGUAUUUUUUGGUGAUAGUUCACAUGGUCUAGUCGUGUCAUUCUAGACUGUUGCUGUCCUACUUAACACAGUGCCGACAUUUUGUAAAUGGACUUGUGGGUGUGGUUUAGGAGCUGCUGCUAAUGACUGGUGAUGGCCCGACGUCCCUGUUGGUGUGUUUAGGCUGGGACCUUUGACCGGUCAUGGCAGAGUAACUGCCUAAAAGCUACAGGUUGGCUUACUAAUCUGUUUUAGUGUUUCCCACCACCUCUUCAGAGUGAGCAGUUAGAUAUCUAGAGUUUCUUUUUCUUUUUCUCUUCGGGUAAGUAGUGAAAGUUUUCCUGCUACUUUAGACCGUAGGCGAUAACCAACUGUGCUCGCAGCUCUCAGUAAUAUUUGUUCUAUUGUUUUGUUUUGAGGUGGAAGGGGGAGCUCUGCCCUCAGAACAUGAGGGGUAAUAUUUACGUGGCUCACACAGACCAGCGAUGGAUCACUUGGAGUCCUUUAUUGCCGAGUGUGACCGGAGAACUGAGCUUGCCAAGAAGCGGCUGGCAGAGACACAGGAGGAGAUCAGUGCAGAAGUUUCUGCGAAGGCAGAAAAAGUACAUGAGUUGAAUGAAGAAAUAGGAAAGCUUCUUGCUAAAGCUGAGCAGCUGGGAGCUGAAGGAAAUGUUGAUGAAUCCCAGAAAAUUCUUAUGGAAGUGGAAAAAGUCCGUGCAAAGAAAAAAGAAGCUGAGGAAGAAUACAGAAAUUCCAUGCCCGCAUCCAGUUUUCAACAGCAGAAGCUGCGCGUCUGUGAGGUCUGCUCAGCCUACCUUGGUCUCCAUGACAACGACCGUCGCCUUGCAGACCACUUCGGGGGCAAGUUACACUUGGGAUUCAUUCAGAUCCGAGAGAAGCUUGAUCAGUUGAGGGUCUGGAUCAAGAACCAGAGAUCGCAGGAGGUCGCGCUCCCGGGACCGGCGUCGAAGGAGGUCAAGAUCUGCCUCCAGGGAGCGACGAAAAUCAUCCCGGUCCCGGUCCCGAGACAGACACCGGCGCCACCGCAGCCGUUCCCGGAGCCACAGCCGGGGCCACCGCCGGGCUUCCAGGGACCGGAGUGCGAAAUACAAGUAACUACUCUGACUCCUUCAGUAGCUGCAACCCGGAGUUCUCCAGAGAGCGGGCGCCGAGGGAGGAGCCCUGGGAGCACGGGCGCGGCGACCGAGGGGCUGCUGACUGGAGGCUGGAGAGUGCCAACGGGAAGGCGGCUUCUCGGAGGUCGGAGGAGAAGGAGGCUGGCGAGAUCUGACCGCCCCUCUGGGCCUGUAAAUAGUCUGUCCGGCGCUCGACGCAGCCGGAAGUUACCCUUUGUAUCUGCUGAACACAACUCUUCUUUUGUAGUUUACCAUUUCUAUUGUUUCGGAGCUAGCUGUGGGUUUCUAGAGAUGUACAGAGUUGCUCCUGUGUUCUGGGGUUAUGUCGAGUAGGAAUAAAUAAAUCUGACAGACGGCCUGCUUAC